This is a messenger RNA of Mercenaria mercenaria, 771 nucleotides long. RefSeq lists its product as uncharacterized. The record is from RefSeq and is a predicted model, not a curated record. The coding region runs from base 1 to 771 and encodes 256 amino acids. NCBI's taxonomy places the organism in Eukaryota, Metazoa, Mollusca, Bivalvia, Venerida, Veneridae. The transcript has a single exon.
AUGAAUCUUCAGAAACUAAUUUCAAUACGAGAAGGUCAGCGCAGAGUUGUACAGGGGAAAUUAGACAGUAUAACUGAUGAUAUGUCGCCACUUGAAUUUAUGUCGCUGAUAGACUUUUUGACAGAGAAAGCUGAGAUAAUCAAAGGACUGAAUGAGAAGAUAGUAAACCAGUGUGAUGUCGCAGAAAUUGAAACUGAAAUUGUAGAAAGUGAAGAGUAUUCAUACGACUUAGAUCUCAGAAUUCAGAAAUUACGUGACACUUCUCGCAAGCAUAGUCAAGAUUUUACAAAUAAUAGUUCUGUGGAUAAUGAAGAAAACCCAGCGUUACCACGUCGUGCAGGUUCGAGUACUUUUUUUCAACACAAGCUUCCGAAACUGACUUUACCUACCUUUGAUGGAGAUCUAACAGCCUGGCAAACUUUCUGGGACUCUUUUGAGUCAUCGGUUCAUCUAAAUGCUUCGUUAUCGGACGUUCAGAAGUUCAACUAUCUGAAAUCUUUGCUUCAAGGUACAGCUUCACGGUGUAUAGACGGAUUUCCUUUGACGAAUACUAACUAUUCCAAGGCAGUGAGUCUACUCAGAGAGCGUUUCGGUAAGUCUCAGAAGAUUAUUCAUACGUACAUGCAGUCUUUGUUGGAACUUGCAAAACCUGACAACAGUGUGGUGAGUUUACAAUGUUUUUAUGAUAAAAUGGAAACUUUUAUUAGAGGUUUGGAAUCCCUCGGACAAUCGCAAGAAUCAAACGGUAGUGUAGUUAACUUGUACCAAUAG